AUGCCGUGGAUUAUUUUCCUACAAAGAACUGGAAUCGACAAGGAAGAUAUAUGGCCUGCAGAUAAGACUGAUUAUGUGCGGUCAUUGUUCAAUGCAAAGCUGUUCCCUGUCUGGCAUUGUACUGAGGAUGUAGGAAUUAAGGAGUUGCUAUGGUUACAAGGAGCUGAGAUUGAAGACAAUGAUGUAGUUUUACAAAGAUGGAAAGAAUCUUGGCGUUUAUCCCUCCAAGAUAUUAGUCAAUGUGUUGACAUCAAUACAGAAUUCCAAUUACGCAGGGAUAUGUCAUUCCAGAUUGGUCAAGCAGACGUGAAAACCGUUCUUGCAGGAAUGGAAAAUAAAAGUUUACUUCCUUUCUUUAAAAGUGCUGUAGUAGAAGGUUACAGCGACUGUUUAUUAGUUACCCUGGAUACAGUUGCAUCAGAGACUGAUUCCCCUGGUGUUGCGGCAAGAACUCUAGCAUGCAUAGCUGAUGUACUGGGAUGUAUAUCUGCACUGAAAGGCUCUGGUGGACUACGUAGUGGACCAGCAGCAAAUAAAGCAUGGGCAAAGGCAUUUCACAAACUGGAGGAAGGCAAUAUCGCUGCUGGCGUAAUGGCAUUGGCAGCCGAGAGAUUGAAUUGGAUGGAUAGAGCAGAUUUAUUAGUGCGAGCAGCGAGACAUUAUGAAGGAGCAGAACAGAUUUUAAUUCGCCAUGCUGUGAUGACAGCGCGACAGUGGAUAGUUGCACGAUGUCCAGCUCGUAUCGACAUAUCAGGUGGAUGGUCAGAUACGCCACCAAUCACGUAUGAAAACGGGGGCGCUGUAACCAAUGCUGCUAUCACCAUUGAUGGAAAGAAACCAAUUGGUGCUAAAUGCAGAAGAAUAAUUGAUCCUCAUCUUGUGUUAGUCUUAGGUAAAGAUACUGAGAGCGCAAGACAUCUUGUAAUAAAAGAGCUAUGUGAUUUAUCUGAUUAUACCAACCCUCAGUCUUCAGCCGCAUUACUUAAAGCAGCUUUUAUAUGUGCGGAUGUGAUCAGUUUUAAAUCAGGUAAAAGUCUACAAGAUCAACUGAUGAAUAAAUAUGGCAGUGGAUUUGAACUUCAGACUUGGUCUAAUCUACCACAAGGAUCAGGUCUAGGUACUAGUAGUAUAUUGGCAGGUGCAGUUAUAGCCGCAGUGUGGAAGGCAUCAGGGCGGAUGUAUAGCAAUGAUUCACUCAUUCAUGCGGUACUGCAUCUAGAACAGAUGUUAACAACUGGCGGUGGAUGGCAAGAUCAAGUUGGAGGGGAUAUAGAGAAAGUUGGAGAAUGUCUCAACACCUAUUGGUCACAGAAGAAAGUCAUGGCACCUGGCUGUGAGCCCAAACUGGUUGGAUGCAUGAUGGAAGCACUAAAACCCAGUGUGUAUGGUCAGGCCUUAGCUGGUGCUGGUGGGGGUGGAUUUAUGUACGUGUUGACUAAAAAACCCAAUGCUAUUGAUGAUAUCAAACAAGUUCUCACUACUCUUGAG
Saccoglossus kowalevskii is the source of this 1488-nucleotide messenger RNA. RefSeq names its product L-fucose kinase-like. Gene Ontology annotation, biological process: GDP-L-fucose salvage. The record is from RefSeq and is a predicted model, not a curated record. NCBI's taxonomy places the organism in Eukaryota, Metazoa, Hemichordata, Enteropneusta, Harrimaniidae. Gene Ontology annotation, molecular function: fucokinase activity; ATP binding.